This is a messenger RNA of Candida dubliniensis CD36, 1956 nucleotides long. It is a transcript of the gene MNN21, whose product is annotated as alpha-1,2-mannosyltransferase MNN2. Gene Ontology annotation, cellular component: Golgi apparatus. NCBI's taxonomy places the organism in Eukaryota, Fungi, Ascomycota, Pichiomycetes, Serinales, Debaryomycetaceae. The transcript has a single exon. Gene Ontology annotation, molecular function: alpha-1,2-mannosyltransferase activity. The record is from RefSeq and is a predicted model, not a curated record. Gene Ontology annotation, biological process: mannan biosynthetic process. The coding region runs from base 1 to 1956 and encodes 651 amino acids.
AUGUUUCAACAACUUGGUUAUAGGCUACGAUUGUUUCGUCGUCGUCACAAGUAUAUAUUUAUUAAUUCUAUAUUUUUGCUGGUCAUAAUAAUAUUUCUUUUAUAUUCAUACUGGAGUAAUCUUCCCGCUGAAGAUAACUCGGCAAUUAUCAAUGAAAAGGGUACAUAUCAUCAUUCAUUAUGGGAUUCCAUAAAUAUGGCUUUGUUUUCGCCGAAAACCAAACCUUUUGAAGAAAAGAAACCUCAAGUUAACCCAAAUAACAUUCAAGAAAUGGACGUCGAGUCUGAUCAUGUAUCAGGUAAACCUACAAAUACACAGCAUAAACAACAACAACAACUGAAGGUGCAGGUGUCGGAUGAAACUUACCAAUUGAAUUUGAAGCUAAUCAAUGAACAACAAGAAAAAUACAAUAGACUACACCCAUCUGAACAAAAAAGACUACAACAAGGUUACGAAUUUUUCGAUGAUAUUUUUAAAAUCUUUUAUCAAGCCAAACCCAGCGUUUCUCAAUUGAACACUUAUCCUUCUAAAAAUAGAAUAUAUCAUGCCCGAUUCGAUUCGUUGGCCAAUGACGAUACUAUAUUUAGUGAGAAAUAUUUAUCCCAGUUUUUACAAUUGAGUAAAGAAGAAUUGGCUGCCAUGAAGAAAUCUCACAAGUAUGUUGUUGAGAAUUUACCAGAGAAUGCCCCUGAUGGAUUGUACAAAAAGAACGGGAUUGUUUAUGUUGCUGGUGGAAGUUUCAAUUGGCUUACAUUAUUAUCGAUAAAGUCAUUGCGUGCAGUUGGAUGUCAUUUACCCAUUGAAGUAUUUAUUCCUAAAAUUGAAGAGUAUGAAUCUGAUUUGUGUAAUAGAAUAUUACCAGAAUUAGAUGCCCGUUGUGUAUAUAUGAAAAAUCAAUUAGUGAAUCCCAACAAAGGCAAUCUGGAGAGUUUUGCUAACAAGUUUGAAUUCAAAGGGUAUCAAUAUAAAGCAUUGGCAAUAUUAUUAUCGAGUUUUGAGAAUGUGUUGUUACUUGAUAGUGAUAAUAUCCCCGCACAUUCACCAGAAGAGUUAUUUGAGACCGAUCCGUUUAAGUCUUACGGGUUGGUAGUCUGGCCAGAUUAUUGGAAACGUGCUACGUCUCCAUACUACUAUAGCAUUGCUGACAUUGACAUUAGUGAAAAAUAUUUGGGUAGUAAGUAUAACGAGGUUGAAGGACAAUAUACUGAUUUAUCAGCUGAGAAAGGAUCAGUUGACUUGGAUAAAGUACCAUUGCAUCAACGAUUAGGAAGCAUACCUGACCCUACUAGUGAAUCAGGUCAAUUAUUGAUUUCUAAAAAGACCCAUUUAAAACCAUUGCUAUUAGCAUUAUAUUAUAAUUUGUAUGGACCAUCUCAUUAUUAUCCUUUAUUUUCACAAGGAUCAGAUGGUGAAGGUGAUAAAGAGACAUUCUUAGCAGCUACAGUUACACUAAACAAAAAAUAUUACCAAGUUGCAAAAUUCUUGGUGUCGUUGGGCCAUUUCAAAGUGCCUGGUGGUGAUUUUGAAGGAUGUGGAAUGGGACAAUUUGAUCCUCAACAGGAUUUGGAAUAUAUCAAGUUACGAGAACAAUAUGAAAAAAUACCAGAAAAGAAUAAAGAAAAACAGCAUCAAUUUAAACUACAGCAUCAAAUGUUGGAAAAGGGACCAGAGAUUUUAUUCGUGCAUGCUAAUUUCCCCAAAUUGAAUCCGUGGAAGUUAAAACAAGAGAAAAAAAUAUUUGAUGCUCAAGGUAAUCGAGUUAGAUUGUAUGGGCCAGGUAUGAUAAAAAGAAUUGGGUAUGAUUUUGAGCGGUUUCAAUGGGAAGGAAUGAAAUACUUGCUAUGUAUUUAUGAUGUUAAGCUACAAAUUUUCGAAGAUGUCAAAAAAUCAGAUUUAUGUGAUGAGAUUUUGGAACAUUUGAAAUUUUUGGAAAAAACACAGAAUAUAACAGAUUAA